AACCAUUGAAAUGCAAGUCGUUUCAGUACGACGCAUUAAACCCGAACACGAGUGCUCGACCUUCCAGUUCCCACCCUCACGGUCCUUUUUGCUGGGGCAUCAUAUUCAUUUAAUUACACCGACUUUUAUAAUUGGGUUCUUCUACUUUUGCUAAUCGCUAAAGGCCUACAUGGCCUUAUUGACCAUGUGGGCGUCAAAGGCUGUUAUUUCCAGGUGUCUGUUGCAGCUCCGACAUAUGUCACCGGCCGUGUCGCUUCACACCAGCCCUGUCCAAAGCGACUCCAACCGGACAUCGGUCGUGCGCAUCGGUAGACAGAAAUACGAGAGGCUGUACCCGGUUCUCCUCGUGCAACCGGACGGCUCAACGAUUAACAUUAGAUACCGCGAGCCUAGACGGAUUCUCAUGAUGCCGGUGGACCUGUCGACGCUGUCAGAGGAGGAGAGGAAGGCACGCAUGAAGAAGAGAGACCCCAAGAGGGGCGCGGCCAAGCGGAAGGAGGCGUGGUUUGACGACGACUUCAAAGCGGACGACUACAGCCAGUUCUGGAAGAAGAAAUGACCUGGCACACACGCGGAGACUGAUGUCGAAACGGGACUGAUACGCAGCUACGCCUGCCCCUUCUGUGCGUUCACAUGUAUUGUGCUCUGGAAAGCUUUUGUUAUUAAAUGGAUGAUGAUGA
Messenger RNA from Hypomesus transpacificus, 680 nucleotides. It is a transcript of the gene mrpl55, whose product is annotated as mitochondrial ribosomal protein L55. Gene Ontology annotation, molecular function: structural constituent of ribosome. The transcript has 3 exons. Gene Ontology annotation, biological process: translation. Gene Ontology annotation, cellular component: mitochondrial large ribosomal subunit. The record is from RefSeq and is a predicted model, not a curated record. The coding region runs from base 170 to 559 and encodes 129 amino acids. NCBI's taxonomy places the organism in Eukaryota, Metazoa, Chordata, Actinopteri, Osmeriformes, Osmeridae.